AUGUCCCCUAUCCCUAUCAUCCUCCACUUCGCCCCGUCGGCAAGCCCACGAGCACCCGUCUCCUUCUCCUACGCCCUCCCGUCCUCUGCCCCCUCCACAUCAGACGCUGCCAACACCGCAGCCUCAACUUCCAGUCGCCGGAAGGCUACUCGUGCUCGGGUGCUUGCCCCCGGCGCUAAGCAUGCCACUUUUACUCCUCUCCACCGCCCCAUCAUAAACAGGUGCAUCGCCUACACCGCUUCCUUAUCCAGCUCCUCUGCCGAACAUGGCGCCCAUCCGUCGACCGGGCACCCCUACUCUCCCUCCUCGGAUUGGGGCAAUACACGGUCUUUCAAUCCGUCUGAUCUAGAAGUGAUUCGGGACGAGAAGCCGAAAAAGAGGCUGAACAAGGCUCAAAUGAGAGAGAAGAAGGCCAACGAGGACAAGGUUAAACGUCUAGUGCGGGAGCUCAAGGGAGAGACAGUAGAUGAUGAAGGGUCUCUCCCUGACAUCCUCGAGCAGACUCCCACUCCUUCCGUCCAGGGAGAGAGCUAUGAGGAGCCGGUCUCAGUCAAGGGCCAAAAUGAUCUGGCUCCUGUGGCCGGCGAGGAGCCCGACGAAAAAAAUGAAGAGCAUGGCACAGCCCUGCCCACCCCUAUACAAACCGCCCCCCUCGCCAAGCGCACGACUCUGAAGCGCACACGCUCCUUCAACAACCUAGUACAGCAAGGCAAUGGCGUUCAUGCCGCUUCUCCCCUGCGCGCAGUCAUCGGGGCCAAUGGGUACGAGGCCAAUAACGAUCAGCCCCCUGCCAAGCAGCUCCGACGGACGUCCAUUUCCCAUCUCGAAUCACCUAGACGCGACGAGCGACGGGCGUAUACCCACUCUCCAAGUGGUAGCGCGCCAGAACCCUUGCCCGAGUCAGCUAGGUCACCUAGAACUGUCCCUCUUCCAGCCGGUGUCCUCCAGCCUUCCCGCACUCGGAACAGUAGAGCCACAUCUGCUACGCUUGCAUCUGUCGCGGGGGAGUCUUCAGGGAUGAGGAGAGCCAUCUCCAAUGUUUUGCCAGCCUCUGGGCGAUCCGCGAGCGUUGGGUCGGAUGGGGCCCGAGAGAGAUCUCGAAGGGAGGUUACACUGCCUAAUAGAUUGAAGGAUUAUGAUACUUGA
Molecule: messenger RNA, 1146 nt
Organism: Cryptococcus wingfieldii CBS 7118
Lineage: Eukaryota; Fungi; Basidiomycota; Tremellomycetes; Tremellales; Cryptococcaceae
Exons: 1
Coding region: 1-1146 (381 amino acids)
Source: RefSeq, a predicted model, not a curated record